Monopterus albus (swamp eel) is the source of this 4983-nucleotide messenger RNA. RefSeq names its product ring finger protein 38 (gene rnf38). Gene Ontology annotation, molecular function: ubiquitin protein ligase activity. Gene Ontology annotation, biological process: protein ubiquitination. The record is from RefSeq and is a predicted model, not a curated record. Lineage: Eukaryota; Metazoa; Chordata; Actinopteri; Synbranchiformes; Synbranchidae. Bases 465 to 2693 code for a protein of 742 amino acids. The transcript has 13 exons.
GGGGUCAUUGGUUAGGAUCGCGUUAAUUUUAGCCGUGGUUCUUUCUUUGUAAUUUUAGGUUGCCCACUUUUUAUCUUUCUAUGUGCGCUUUGCUGUUUGCCCCUUUACAACUGGGAAAACAUUACCGACUUACUCCAACUCAUUGAAAUCACCAGAAACAAGUUUUAACUCAAAGCCUUUUUGUUUUGUUACUAUUAAGCCAGCAUUUUAAAGGGAUUUAAGGCGUGGGUGGCUAGCUCCGGGAUUUUUCUCUAUGUUGGUCGGCGGAGGAGGAGGGUUUGGUUUGGCUUGCCAAGCUAGCGAACGACAUUACGCAGGCUGAUUAAACAAGUUUAAAUGGUUGUUAAAGUGGACAAAGUUGCUUCAAACUUAAUUCGAGGAUAACUGCUGUUACGGUGCCUAAAAGCUGCUUCAGUGAGAGAAAACGCAGAAAAAGGAUAACAGAGGAAAUCCCCCGAAAGGAAAUGCCAAUCGCAACCGCUGGCCAGCCAACGACCCAGGAGCCUAGAGUUUGCCCCCGGCUGCCCUCCACCCCGGAGCCUGUCCCUAAAGGAGCUGAUUUAUUUGACGAGGCGGGGGCGGCGGAGUCUGCGGAGCGAGUAGAGUACGGGGGCGCGGAGGGGGCCAGAGGACUCGGGGGCUAUAGUUACAGCCAGAGCGGCGCUAGGGGGUUUGUACAGCCCAGAUCGACUAACGGCUCUCCGCCGCAGUCCCCAGCCGCGUCCUCCUCUUUUCUUUUCCAUCCCCUUCACCCACACCAAAUGGCCAUGGAGCCCCCAAGGACUCGAUCGCGUUCUCGGUCUGGAUAUUACCAGCAGUAUGGUGGUGGGAAUGGCAAUGGAAUAACCGGCAGCGGAGUAAUGGUAUCUAACCCUCACCACCAACAUCAGCAGCAGCAACUACAUCCACAGCAGCAGCACGGUGCUGGCUGCGCACCCCUUGGAGCUCACAGCAACCACUCGGAGAACCAGCAGCGAAACCCAGGAAGCAACGCUUCUCCCGGCAUCCAGAGGCUUUCCUCGGUUCCCGGAGCGCACCACAUCCAGGCGGCAGGAGCCUCUAGUGGGGCCUACCACUGCCACCCAGACCAUACAUAUGGAGAGGAGAGUGAUAAGAGUGAGGAAAGCCCCAGUCCAAAGCGCCAGAGGUUGUCCAGUCAGUCUGUCUUGGAGCAGCUAACGUCAUCUGCUCCCCCACCAUCUACCCCUUCUCCCCCUAUCCGCCCCUGGGAGUCUGGACCUCCGAGUCGGAGACAACCUCACCCCCACACACACUACCACCAGGAGAGAUGCCUCACCCCUGCUCGGCACAGACGCAGCCCGCCAGCAAGGCGUCAGCGUGGCCGUCUCUCCAGAUCUGCCCGUUACUUGCCUCCCCAUCACCACUCCCCCACCCAAGUCCCCACACCUCGCCUGUCACCAUCAGAACUCCAGGAUGAAAACUACCAGCACAACCCCCAUCACUCCACACAGCAGACGUACCCAACACACACUCCCAGCACAUACAUUCAGCCCCCCACAGCAGGCACCGGAGGGGCUGGUUCAGAGGAGCCUCGAGCUUUCCACCCACCCACCUUGUCGCCACGGCUACUGCAUCCAGCUGCUCAUCAUCACCAUCAUCACCACCACCAUCAGCAGCAGCAGCAGCAGCAUCAUGCAACGCAACAGCAGCAAGGAGCCAUGGUCAUGGACUUGCAUGAACAGCUUCAGCAGGGCAAUGUACCAGUCUCCUACACAGUGACCCCAGUCCCUCCCCACGGUCUUGCAGCACCUUUGUGUAGUGGUCAGCACCUUCCCCCUACCUGUUCAUCACAACAACCGGUUCCUACCUGCAGUGUGGUUUUCAGCACUGGCCAGCACUACCACCCGAUGCUACAAGCCUGUUCAGUGCAACAUUUGCCCGUACCCUAUGCCUUUCCCUCGCUGAUGUCCAGUGACCCUCAGUUCUUGCUUCCUCCUCCACCCCACCUCUCUCACCACGCAGCCCAUCUCACCACACCUGGGCAGUUUCUGCCUUUCCAGACGCAACAAUCUCGAUCGCCGUUACAGAGGAUCGAAAAUGAGGUUGAGCUUCUGGGAGAGCAGCUUUCAGUAGGUGGAGGUUUCAGCUAUGCCCACCAUCACCACCAUCACCACCAGCCUCCUUCCACACUGCCACCCUCCACACCACUCCAGUUCCUAUCGCACCAUGACCCUUUGUCACAGGAGCUCUUUACAGUUCCCUAUCCCCACUUUAUGCCUCGUCGAUUAACAAGCCGGCGAUACCGCUCUCAGCAGGCGGUACCUCCAUCACCCUACCACCCGAGCUUCCUGCCGUACUUCUUGUCUAUGCUUCCUGUGCCCCCAAAUGUGACCCCCACCAUCAGUCUAGAGUUGGAUGUGGAUGAUGGAGAGGUUGAGAACUAUGAGGCCUUGUUGAACCUCGCAGAGCGUCUAGGAGAGGCCAAGCCACGUGGUCUAACUAAGGCAGAUAUAGAACAACUUCCAUCAUAUAGGUUCAAUCCCAACAACCAUCAGUCUGAGCAAACACUGUGUGUGGUGUGUAUGUGUGACUUUGAGUCUCGCCAGCUCCUAAGGGUCUUGCCUUGUAAUCAUGAGUUCCAUGCCAAAUGUGUAGACAAGUGGCUUAAGGCUAACCGGACCUGUCCCAUCUGCCGAGCUGAUGCCUCUGAGAUCCAGCGGGACUCUGAGUGACUCGUAUCUACACCCAACAUCCACAAUGCCUCACUCCCUUCAACUACUCCCUUUUACCAAUCAGUGAAUUUGUCUCCCUUUCCACAUUCGGCCACAUAACUGGGACCAGUGCUCCUUAUUCCUUCAGUCUUUGUCCCCCAGGACAGCGAGCAGUGAUUGUCACCUGGGAUCAGCAUUUAGGGGAGUGAAAACCUUCUACUGACUAAAGCUCACUUAGUUGCUGGACUUCAUAGGCCUUCUCUUUUGGACUAUUAAAGCUCUACUACUCUGCCUUCUGCUCAUGGUCACUUGUUUCUAUGACUAGCCUUUGAAACACAUACACACAAUGUCGUGCAUUUGGACAAAUGUAUGUGUAGUUUUUAACUCAUGAGCCCUUCAAACUCAUGCGACCUCUCCAGUCUUCUACCUGAUGGACAGAGAAAAGACUGGUUUGAAAACCUUCUGUAUAGUUGUGUUAAUAGACCCUAAGGGAGAAUUGGCAAUCCAAAGAUUAUGAUCAUUUCAUUGUUGUUAUUCUGAUUAUAAUUCAGCAUUCGCAUCUUGGCUUGCAGAGACGGUUGUGUUUACCUGACGCAUUAUAAUUACAAUUGAACGGAAUCGGUCCAUUUUAAUUUCUGUAUGUGUAUUCUUGCAUUCCACAGUCUGCGUGGGGUGGAACACAGAUCCUGCACAUGUUGUGUGUCAAUGAGCGAGUUACUUUGGAGCAGUGAAAAAAAUACUUUAUUUUCUCUACAUGUGUGUCUGCAUAUGUGUGUUACUCCUCCUGUGGUAUUAGUACAGUUCAUGUGGUACCGUCCUGUUCCACGACCUGCUUGGGGAAGUUAAUAGUGCUCCAUUAUAUUUCUUUGUUUUUAAUGCAACCCAUCAUUGACAUGCUCUAGAACCUUGACUCCGCCACUUCAUGCCUACCUAGCUACAUUGUUCCUGUCUGAAAUUAGCAAAGGGUCUAGGCUUUUGAGACAUGAACUGUGACACAGUAUUUCCUAACUGUAAUUAAACAAAUUUAAUACUAUUUAUCUCAGUCUUGAUGUCCACUAAGCUCUCAAGGCAUAUUAUGUGACAACAGUUAGGUCUUAACAGUGUCGAGCAGGUGGAUGCAAAACAUUCACUCAAACAUCACCAAAACCUCUCUAAUGCUAAGUUUGCUAGCUUUCUUAUAGGAAUUAGGCCUGUGAAAACGUGUGUCAUGAUAAUGAAGCAACUUACUGUAAGUUUUGGCAGAUAUAAAUUGAAUGUUUUCUCUGUCACUAACAUGGGACAAGUUUAUAGAGACUUAUAAGGUCACAGUUAAAUCUAUGUUUCACCAAAUGGUGGAUCAGACACUGCAGCACUUUAAUAGGUAGAUUUAAGACCUACACUCUCUUCACAAUCCACUGAUGUGUUUCCAACAGUCACUGUGUUUAUGUGAACAAACAGUUGAAUGCAUUAAAACCUACAUGUUCUCCAGUUCAACUUGUAGCACCUACAGUAUCUCAGCACGUUAACCCUUCUGUAUUCUCACUGAGCAUCUAUUCAUUUCCAGACAUUUUGACUCUUUCUUAACGAGACUUUAUCUCUGCUAGGCCUAUGUCAGCAUGUCAUAAAGUAACUUCAAAGUGUUAACGUCGUUAACGACAGAGCAGCUUUUCUAAUGCCAUUUUUCACAACUGAUAUUUUCUGUUAGGAUGACAGCCUAACAUAGGCCUUAGAGAGAUUUCUUAGAUACAUGUUUAGUUGGAAAAGUUCAGCCAGGCGUUUCUGGUAUCAUAUCUGAGAUACCUUUUAUAAAACUUCAGUUUCUAGGUACAACCUGUAUCACCACAUCAGACCAAUACAUUUGUUCCAAUCUGUUUUCAGUGCAAACCAAGUGUAUCGGUGUCAAGGACGAACAUUCAUCUGUGUAACUCGGACUCAGUGUUGUUAUUGUAUAAAGUUAUGUAAUAGCCAUGGGAAUGGAGGGAAGUUAUAUUUUUUGUCAUCCUUUCUUUUCUUUGGGGUCAAAGGUCCUAUUUGUGACUGUAUGCAUACAUUGUCUGUCUUAGGAUUGUUUUUGUGUUGGUACACUAGCAAUUACCUCAGUUCCCACUAUUUAUCUUUGCAGAAAAUGGCACCACCAGUGUGAUUAGUGCGUUUCCGUUCAUUUUGCUAAUCUUUCCCAUGCAAGCUGUUGAGUUGUUUGAAUAUUUUUCCUUUAAACUAUGAAAUUCUAUCAUUAAAAUGGUGUCAUAGUUUCAUCAUGUAUUAUAUCUGUAACCAAAAUCAUUUGAAGGUCUGUUAUGAUAAUGAAAUUUUUAACAAACAUUUGUACAUU